Molecule: messenger RNA, 3449 nt
Organism: Falco peregrinus (peregrine falcon)
Lineage: Eukaryota; Metazoa; Chordata; Aves; Falconiformes; Falconidae
Gene: THBD
Product: thrombomodulin
Exons: 1
Coding region: 77-1771 (564 amino acids)
Biological process (GO): cell migration
Cellular component (GO): membrane; external side of plasma membrane; extracellular matrix
Molecular function (GO): calcium ion binding; transmembrane signaling receptor activity; extracellular matrix protein binding
Source: RefSeq, a predicted model, not a curated record
CUAUAAAUGGGGCGGGCGGCCGGGCCGACGGCGUGCCAGAGGUUUGCCGUGCGGGCCGGCCCGUCCGCCGCCCGCCAUGCGGCGGCUCCCGCUGCCGCUGCUGCUGGCCGGGCUGGCGCUGGCGCUGGUGCUGGGGCAGGGGCGGGAGCCGGAGCCGGGGGGGGAGCCGGGGCCGGCCGCCCCCUCGGGCGCGCAGUGCCUGGAGCACGACUGCUUCGCCGUGUUCUGGGCGGCGCGGCCGUUCGCGGAGGCCAGCGCGGUGUGCGAGCGCGGCGGCGGGCACCUGAUGACCGUCCGCUCCACCGUGGCGGAGGACGCCAUCGCGCUGCUGCUGCAGAGCCGCGGCGGGCGGCUGUGGCUGGGGCUGCGCCUGCCGUCCCCCCUGCCCUGUACCGAGCCGGCCCAGCGCCUGCGGGGCUUCCAGUGGGUGACGGGCGACCGCCGCACCGACUACUCCAACUGGGCGCCGUCGGGGCGGCGGUGCGGAGAGCGCUGCGUGACCGUGUCGCGGGAUCUGCGCUGGGAGGAGAGGCGCUGCGAUGCGCCGGCCGACGGCUUCCUCUGCGAGUACAACUACGCGGCCAGCUGCGGCCGCCUGCCCCCCGCCGAGGGGCUGCCCGUCACCUACACAACCCCCUUCGGCGCCCGCGGCGGGGACUUCCUGGCGCUGCCGCCCCGCAGCGCGGCCAUCGUGCCGGCCCUGGGGCUGGAGCUGCGCUGCGAGGAGGACGGGGAGGGCGGGGGACCGCGCUGGAGCCGCGCCGAGCCCGGAGCCUGGCCCUGCCGCCUGGCCGCCGGGGGCUGCGAGGGGGCGUGCGGCGAGGAGGGCGGCCGGCCGCGCUGCUCCUGCCCCGACGGCAAGGUGCUGAGCCCCGACGGCCGCGGGUGCGGCUCGCCCUGCGCCGGCGCGCCCUGCCAGCAUCACUGCGUCGUGGCCGGCGCCUCCUUCCUCUGCAUGUGCGAGGCGGGCUACCGGCUGGCCGCCGACGGCAGCAGCUGCGAGGACAUCGACGACUGCGCUGCUGUGCCCAGGCUGUGCGAGCAGGUCUGCGUCAACACCGAGGGCGGCUUCGAGUGCCAUUGCCAGCGUGGCUACGAGAUGGUGGAGGGGCACUGCCGGCCCCUCUCCCGCUGCUACGAGGCACCCUGCGAGCAGCAGUGCGAGGACGUGCCCGAUGGCUACCGCUGCAGCUGCUUCCCGGGCUACGCCAUCGACUCACUGAAGCCCACCCACUGCCUGCUGCACUGCAACCGCAGCCAGUGCCCGGCCCAGUGCGACCCGCACACCCUGGCCUGCGAGUGCCCUGAUGGCUUUGUGCUGGACGACGAUGCCAACAGCAGCAAGGUCUGUGUGGACAUCGACGAGUGCGACAUGAACUUCUGCGAGCACAACUGCACCAACCGCCCCGGCAGCUACGAGUGCCACUGCCACGCCGGCUACCGGCUCCACAGCCAGAACCACUGCAUCAAAAUCCAGGAGGACGACAAGGAGGGAGCGUACUCUGGGGACGCUGCCGGGUCCGAACCCCCGGUGCCCAUCCCCAGCCGGACCCCGCCGAAGGUGGAGCGCCUCCACCCUGGCGUGCUGGUGGGCAUCUCUGUGGGCGUCCUCUCCGCAGCCCUGGCUCUGCUGGCCCUGGGCUACCACCUGGCAAAGAAGCGCUGCAGGCCCCCUGCCACCAUGGAUUACAAGUGCAGUGGCCCCCACGAAAAGGAGAUGGGACUCCAGCCGGUCACCUUGGGGUGUGCCGUCCCCAGCCAGAAAUUGUAGGGAGAGCCGUCAGGACGGAGGGGGGUGCGGAUGGAACUGGGUAGCAUUUACCUCCCCCCGCCCUCGUGGUUUUUUCAAAUGAGAAUUUGGGAAGUGCUGUGAUCAGCCCCACUGCCGAGAACGCUCACUGCUUUGCAGCCGACUCUUGCAAUACUCGUGCCAGAGAGCAGCGAAGGUGGAGGGCACGGAGCUCCCUGGCCGCUCCCUUUGCGGGUGGUGGGCAUUCGGCGUUCCUUUUCUGAGACGGCAGUCAGGGCAGGGAGGGGCGAGCUUCAAGCACAAACCGUGAGUGUGUUGCAGGAGGGACGUCUCCGGCUGGAACGGGCUGCUUCAGUCCCCACCAAGCGUGGGACCGAGUGGCUGCCCAGGACGGGAGGCUGCCGCCCCCAAGCCCACUCCCCGGGCCGGGGGCAUGCCGCUGCACUGGACGGGACGGCGAGGGACAGGGAUGCUCCUGCUUUUGUAUGGGCUUGGUUUAGUUUGUUUUUAAAUUCAUGGGCAAUGGAAGAAGGAGCAAAGAUCUUGUGGUCGGCGCUCUGCCACACCCCUCUGCGCCCCUCUGCCUCGCCAGCAGAGCCCUGGGUUUUGUCCCUGUCCCCAUCUUUUGCCUCUCAUCUCUGGCAGCUGAGCACUUUUCACCUUAAAUCGCUCGCUGGGGACCCUGCUGAGCAUCACCGUGCGAGGGCUAAAAUCCCUGAUUUCUAGUCCUUCUUACUGUUUCGGGGCUUUUUUUCAGGGGCGCAGAGCCGAAACAGGAAUACCAAGACUGCCAGCAUCAUUUUUAUCCAUGGUAGGAAAGGCCAUUUGCAGUCCUGGCGAGCCUCAUGUUCCCCAUGCAAUUUCUUCCGUGAUUUUCUGCUACUGUUGGGUUAAACCCUUUGAUUGCCUUUUUUUACAAACCCGCUUGACUGAACCCUCCUGUCCGCAGGGUUUUUUCCUGGUUUUUCCCUUAGUCGGGGCUGAGUCUAACCCAUGUUGAGGCUCACGGCAAAACUUUCCCUGGUGCGCAGGAUCCAGCCUGCUGCUUACUUUCCAGCCACACGGGGGGGGGGGGGGGGGGGGGGGGGGAGGGAUAAAUCUGGAGAAGUAUUUUGAUGUGCUUUUCCAGCUCCAUCGUUGGGUCGGGAGGCAAGGGGCAGCUCUGCAAAGGCAGCCUGUUGCCGGGGCGGGGGGUCCUGCUCCAGCAGCCGCCAUGGGGUGAGGCCGGCAGCUGUUGGUGCGGGCACAGGGCGAGCGGCGGAGCGGGUGCUGACAGCUUUAUGCCCGUGAAAUAUCGGCGUGCAGCAGCAGUUGGCUUUCCCACAGGAAGUUUUGCAAGCCUGAGGUCAGAGCUUGGGAGGGCUGGAUGCUGCAGAGGGGCUGCGGAGCUCAGGGGGGUUGUGUCCCCCAGCCUUCCCCCCACUUGCGUGGUGACUGAGCUUGCGAUCACGCAGCGUUUGCACCGCCCCCCCCCCCUCACCCCAGAAGGGCAGAGCUACACUGCAGCCUCCAAGGAAAAGAAAAAGAUAUGCAUUGUACGAACCGUAGCUUUCCUAAUGUAAAUGAUUCAACCCACUGUUUUAUACACCCGGCACAUUUGUAAAUAUUUAUUUAUUGGAAAUAUACCCUACGCAAUGCACAAUCACAUGGUGAUUUUGUGUGUAGACCAAUAAAGCUUUUACAGUCUGGUUUAUAGAAA